Molecule: messenger RNA, 6007 nt
Organism: Paramormyrops kingsleyae
Lineage: Eukaryota; Metazoa; Chordata; Actinopteri; Osteoglossiformes; Mormyridae
Gene: enox2
Product: ecto-NOX disulfide-thiol exchanger 2
Biological process (GO): ultradian rhythm
Cellular component (GO): external side of plasma membrane; plasma membrane
Molecular function (GO): oxidoreductase activity; RNA binding
Source: RefSeq, a predicted model, not a curated record
AUGUUUUCAGCAAACUGGUUCCAGACCAGCCUGGCAUGACACACCCAUAUGGUGGCUGAAAGGUAGAUGGGGACAAAAAAUCACAUGAGCUCAUGGAAGGGACUGCUUUCCUGCCUCCUCCUGAAUCCCCUGAAACUCAUUGCCUCCCCAUUCUCAUGGCCUUGCAUAUCCUCACCAUCACCUGGUGUGUUUGGAAGUUAAUUUUCUCAAGUUUUUAUUUCUUGCAUUACUCAUGGAUGUGCACUACCAAUUUGGGACAUCACUGUGGAGAGCACUGACAUCCUGGAAGAGCUCAGACGUUCAGAGGAGCCAGGAGCAGGCACCACGCCAUCUCCAACACCACUGCCGAUGUACAAGGACUACAGACCAGGCCGUGGUGGAGGAUUGAACCCGCUGUCGUUCGACCCAGCCACCAACAAUGAGCCCCUGCAGUUCAGCGGCUCUGGCGGGCCCCUGGUGACCGACUGUCCGCUGGAGAACGGCACCGAGAAUGGCAAGAAGAGGAAGAGACCCAGCCUGGCCACAGAGGGAAUUCGCAGCAUGACCAUGGAGUCCAGCCAGAUGGGCAUGCCGAUGUCUGACCCCAACGCCUGGGCCACCGCCAUGAACAACCUAGGGAUGGCACCCAUGAACAUGCCUGGGCAACCUCUCAUGUCAGAUUUUGACCCCAGCCUCAGCAUGAUGGCGGGCAUCGCCCCCAUGAACCCCAUGAUGCCAGGCCUUGGCAUUGUGCCCCCGCCCAUCACGCAGGACAUGCCUGUCGUCAAGGAGAUCAUUCACUGCAAGAGCUGCACCCUGUUCCCGCCCAACCCGAAUCUGCCGCCUCCUGCCACCAGGGAGCGCCCUCCCGGCUGCAAGACGGUGUUUGUGGGAGGCCUGCCAGAGAACGCCACAGAGCAGCUGAUUGUGGAGGUGUUCGAGCAGUGCGGUGAUAUCGGCGCCAUCCGCAAGAGCAAGAAGAACUUCUGCCACAUCCGAUUCUCCGAGGAGUACAUGGUGGACAAGGCACUCUUCCUGUCCGGAUACCGGAUCCGGCUAGGCUCCAGCACCGAUAAGAAAGACACAGGCCGCCUUCACGUGGACUUUGCUCAAGCCCGAGACGACCUGUACGAGUGGGAAUGCCGGCAGCGCAUGCUGGCCCGCGAGGAGCGGCACCGGCGCCGCAUCGAGGAGGACCGACUGCGGCCGCCUUCGCCGCCACCCAUUGUUCACUACUCCGAGCACGAAUGUAGUCAGCUAGGCGAGAAGAUCAAAGAUGACUCCAAAUUCCCAGAGGCCGUCCGGGUGCUGCUGACCUGGGUGGACCGUGGCGAGGUGAACCGCCGCAAUGCCAACAACUUCUACUCCAUGAUCCAGUCGUCCAACAGUCAUAUACGGCGGCUGAUGAACGAGAAGGCAGCACAUGAGAAGGAGAUGGAGGAGGCCAAGGAGAAGUUUAAGAACGCGCUGGCUGCCAUCCUGGUGCAAUUUGAGCAGAUUGUCUCUGUAUUCCGCGCUGCUUCCAAACAAAGAGCAUGGGACCAUUUCUCCAAAGCCCAGCGCAAGAACCUGGACAUGUGGCGCAAGCAGGCAGAGGAGAUUCGCAACAUCCACAACGAGGAGUUGAUGGGAAUCCGGCGAGAGGAGGAGAUGGAGAUGUCAGAUGAUGACAUGGAGGAUGUUCCGGAGUGCAAGGACUCUGAUGACUCUGGCCCCGCAGCCCAGGUUGAGGCCCUCAAGGAGGAGAACGACAGCCUGCGGUGCCAGCUAGAUGCCUACAGGAAUGAGGUGGAGCUGCUGAAGCAGGAGCAGGGCAAGGCGUCGGUGGCGCCGCGGGGCGAGGAGGAGGCCACACGCCAACAGCAGCUCAGCUUCCUGCAACAGGCCCUGCAGGGCAUGCAGAAGCAACUGCUGAAGCUGCGUGAGGAGCUGAAGCUGAAGGAGACUGAGCUGGAGAGGAGCAGUGAUGAGAAGCAGAAGCUGGAGGGCCAGGUGAAGAGCCUGCAGGAACGUACACUACCCUUCCCCCCGGCACAGUCGCACAGGGUAGAAACAGCUGAACGAGAUGACAGAGGCAGUGAGGAGAGGGACAAUCAAUCCAGUGAAGCAGCUACGACGGCAGUGGUCUCCUGCAGCCAGGAGAAGGAGAAUCUUCCAGAGAAGGGACCCCCCAGCCCUGUCAAGUCAGAGAGAGAGGCUCUGCUAGUCGGGAUCAUCUCCACCUUUCUGCACGUGCACCCCUUCGGAGCCAGCAUCGAGUACAUCUGCUCCUACCUGCAGCGCCUGGACACCAAGAUUGGCACUCUGGAGGUGGAGGCCCUUCUGGGUCGUCUGCCCUGCACCUUCAGACAGGAGCUCACGGGCGUGGGUGCCAGCCUGGAGAAGAGGUGGAAGUUUUGCGGCUUUGAGGGGAUCAAGACCGCAUAGGGGCCGGGCUGGGGGACAUGUGGCUGAGGGGGUGGAGACUGAGGGAUGGGGCCACAGAGGCAGGGACGUGGACAGAAACAAUUUUACAAGCCCCACUGGCACCCCACUGGCACCCCCCAGGACCGGUGUCCCAGACCUCAGGACCAUCUGCACAGGGAGGAGAUCGGGAGGGUAACUGCAGGAUUGUGGAUUCUACAGGAACAUAGAAGAACCUGCGGGCUAUAUUUCUUAUUUUGCUGUACAGGAUGUUAACUGUUGCUUUAAUGCUUUUGUUUAUAAAUAUACUAUACAAGUGUAAAAGAAACCGACAUUGGGUAAAAACAGAAAAAUCUGAAAAAGCUUUCACAGCUUGUUUUUACAGUUGGUACGUACGCUGAGCAGGAAGCUAUAUGCUGGUCCCAGGGUCACAGCUGUCAGGUGAGGGGGACACAGACGAGCCUGUCAUUCACAUUGCUCUCUGCUGGGGCCGGGGGCUGUGACUGGCCUGUUACCCUCUCACAGAGCAGGACACCCAAAGGGAAGGGCCGGGCCGGAUGCGUGCCCCCCCAGCCCAGCCCAGUCCAGCUCACAUUUUUUUCUCAUCUCUGGAGCCCUUUAGCAUCCUCUGUCGUCCAAAGGUCAUCUCUGUCUGUCCACGCCUGACGAGGCUGGCACAGUGAGCGAUACACUGGAGAUCCCGGGCCAGCCGGCCAGUGGGCCCGCAGGGACUCGCACUGCGCGGUGCUGCUCUAAGGACGCUCCCGGCCUUGUGGCAUGAAGGAGGCUUGUGCUCCCCACAGCCAGAUCAUGCACACACCCCUAGGGCUCAGGAGCGAUGUGGCCCUUUAGGCAAUAAUGAAAGUCACUUUUUCAGAUGUAGCUAGUGAUUGUGAGACCCUGCCACCUUCCCGUCCAUGUGCCUGCUUCCCAUUCAUGUUCCACCAUCCCCAUGAUACCUUCCCGUUCCCGUGCCGUCUCCCUGUCCCUGUGCCUCCUCCCCAUCCCUGUGCCACCUCCCCAUCCCUGUGCCUGCUUCCCAUUUCUGUUCCACCAUCCCCAUGAUACCUUCCCGUUCCCGUGCCGUCUCCCUGUCCCUGUGUCACCUCCCCAUCCCUGUGCCACCUCCCCAUUCCUAUUCCACCAUCCCCAUGAUACCUUCCCGUCCCUGUGCCGCCUUCCCGUUUCCGUGCCGUCUCCCCGUCCCUGUGUCACCUCCCCAUCCCUGUGCCACCUCCCCAUCCCUGUGCCACCUCCCCAUCCCUGUGCCUGCUUCCCAUUCCUGUUCCACCAUCCCCAUGCUACCUUCCUGUCCCCAUGGCGUGUUCCUGUCCUCAUGCCAGCUUCCUAUCCCCUUGCUUCAUUCAUUCAUUCCUGUGUGUGUGUAUUAGUGUCGUUGGUAUCUGAUUCUGCCAAGGCUUCAGCCUGGGGAGAACUGUGCCUCCAUCCCCCAGUAUGGCUUAUCACACAUGCUAGAAUAAAAAGGCGUUUCCACUGCUGCCAUUGCUCUGCGUCUGAGCGCAGUACAGAGGAGCUGUACUCGGCAGCCUGCUCUGGCUCUUUCUCUGCUUUUAACCCCCCCACCCACCAUCCGUUUUCUCAAAGCUUUGAUAACUUCAUAAGAGAUGAAUAAAACACACCAUGUGGGCUGAGAGGACUCGACAGAGGCGCUCCAGUGUCCUACUUUGUCAUACAUUUCUAUUCUGAGUCCGUGGCGGCGGCCGGCAGCUUGGACUUCACCUGCUCAUGUGACCGGUCCUCCCCAGGGCCCCCCCCCCCCCAAUAAAACGUGUUGGCUUCGCAUUUUCGUAGCUCGAAUUCCCUGUAGGGUUCAUUACAGUCAAGCUAUGGAAACAAAGUAUAAUUUAGUUCUCGUAAGAGUUGGCUAUGUGUGAGUACCCAAGUCUUGCAUAGGGUUGCAGUUUAGAGUCAUUAUGUCUUUGCUGCAGUCCCAGGUACCAUGUCUGUGGCUCUGCUGUUGACCCCCUCAGGAAACCUGAUACUCAUUGUUUGUUUAAAUCAGGAUAGGAUUUAGGACAGACUCCCUGAGGAGUUCUGUAAACUGCGGGCCCGUGUGCUGGAAAAUGCACCCCUCAGAUACUCUCCAGAAUGCUGUGGAGGAUCACCCGUGGCGUGGGAGAGAGCCCGGCUCUGUAGCUUCUGGAUUGCAUUGAGGCUCCGCACAGGAUUUCCAUGGAGAUUGUGGAGGGUGCAGAUGGAGUUUGUGGGGGGGCUGGAGUGACAGUGACACUAAACAGGCACCCACCCUUGAGACAGAGGCCAGCAGGUCCACAGGGGAGGGGGGCAGUGUCGGUGAAGCGCCAGUUCGAUGCACACGGUCAUGGUGUCUUGUUUGAAGAAGUACCAGAGACCGCCACAUCCACGCCAUACGUGGUGGUUUGCGGGUUUGUGGCUGUGAGGUUCACCAGUCUGCAAGUCGAUUCCUGAGCAGAACUUAGCCGGUGAUGCUCACUGACCCUCACCACACCCAAAGUCUGUCACUAACAAACUCCGUCUGCUCAAGGAGCCACCAAGGGCAAGUAUGGCGAUGAGGUGGCAGAGUCUCACCAGUGCUGAGAUGCAUGUCUCUUAAAGUGAGAUUUCAUUAAAAGGCUUGAAUAUCCUUUGCAGGUACAUUACUUAAUGGUUCAAUAUCUCCCCCUGCUGGCUGAAAUAAAUGUUUUCUGACACUUGUCCUCACCACCCCCUUAUGUGCACUUUCCCUGGCUCCACAUAUAGCUGUGACUUUUCCGUUACAGGUACUCUGACAGAAUGCCAGAAUUCACCUUCAUACAUGCUCUGCCCAACGCACAGAAAGUACAUAUGCUGAGUCCCAGUGGAACAGCAUUCAGUACCACCUGUGAAUUUCUCUCAAAGCCAUUUUUUUCUACAGAAUGUAAAAAAUCAGUGCUGUUAUAAUGCAGUAUAGAUACCUUUAUAAUGCAUUAUAGUGCUUACUAUAAGCAUUAAGGAUGCUUUUUACUGCAUUAUAAAGGUAUAUAUAUAUAUUGCAUUGUAGUUGAGAGCUUCAUAAGGCAGUAAUAAUGCAUAAUAAACAUAGCUAUAAUGUGUUAUGCCUUUUAUAAAUAGUUACAGCUGUGUUUAUAAUACUUCAUGGAUGCAUUAUAACUCAUUAUGAAGGUUCCUAUAAAGCAUUAUGAUGACUGCUUUAAAGUGUUACCGUUUUUAUUAUUUUUAGAGAUUCAUCUUCAAAGGGUAGUUGCUCUCAGAAACAGGUAGAAAAUUGCUUUGGUUAAAAAGCAGGAGAUGUGAGGAAUUUGUCUAUCUGAGGAUUCUUCUUUUUUUACCUCUAUGGAUGAUAAUCCGAGAUGAGCUCUCAGCUGACAGCUAAAGAGCCCCUUCUGCCCUGCCCGUUACUCCCUGUAAUCGUUGGCCAUAAUCUCCCCACUGAUGCAUUCCGGUUUUAAAUGCCAUCGCCCCCGAUGCUCUAGGGACGCUUGGCACUCAGCCUGUCUGAACCCACUGAGUCUCACUCCACGUCUGCGAGGCCUCUGACCUUUCAGAUGAGAAAAAGAUGAGAGGGAAAAAAAACUUUGUACAGGCAGUGAUUAUCUGUAUUGUUGAAAAAUGUAUUUUUAGAAAUAAAGUGUUUUUUUUUCUGUAA